AUGAUAGCCGGACUACAAUUCAAUAUUCCCAAUGUCAAGACUAUAAAUAAAUGGCUUCCCAGCUUCCAAUCAUGCCGAACAGUCGACUACUGUAACCGAGAUCUGAACCAAAGCACAUCAAGUCUCAAUCCAUACUUUAAAGUGCUAUCUAAGGCCAGUAUAGAUGCAGUGCAAGCUCUUACAGCACUCGUGAAGACAGAUACACGUUUGGUGCAGGGAGUUGCUGUCUUUAACUAUAGAGCAGUUCCAGAAAGCUUAUACAGGACAAAUGAAGUCGAAAAUGCAACAACAAACAUCCGUGAGGAUGAUACCGUGGAACCGGAAUCAGAUGAUCAGUCUUUAAACUUUUCGAAGGUGAAGAAAGACUACAGAGUACCAAAGUACCCGAUAGUGCUUUGCCACGGGUUUUCCGGAUUCGAUACGCUUAUUUAUAUUCCGGCAGUCAAGUUUUCGAUCGAUAUGUCACCAUUCAAGAGUGAAACCGAAAAAAAGCAGAAAAAAGACGAUGCGUUAUACCAGGAAAUGGAGCGGGGCAAGCAGGAAAUUGAUCGGGAGAACAAACUGAAGCCAAAAGAUGACUCGGAAGAUGAAAAUGAAGGUGGAGUUGCACUGUUUGAGUAUUGGCAUGGCAUAAAAGAAACAUUAGAGGAACACGGAUGCCGUGUUUUGGUGGCCAAAGUUCCACCUUUUGCUGCAAUUGAAACGCGAGCAGGUGCAUUGAAUGAAUUUAUUGCGGAUAAAGUGACAAAAUGGCAAAAUAAGCACCACACGAACGAGAAUGUGAAGAUCAACCUUGUUGCACAUUCAAUGGGAGGUUUGGACUGCCGGUAUCUAAUCUCAAAACUCGAAAAAAAGAACUACGAGAUCAUGUCGCUCACAACCAUCUCAACUCCACAUAGAGGGACGUAUGCCGCGGAUUUUGCCACGAAGUAUGCGCCAAAGGCAGCAAUAGACAACUAUUUCCCUUCAUUAAGACAAAUGACCCGAGAAUACUCUAGGAAAAUGAACCGGGAACUUUUGAACGACCCCAAGGUACAGUACUUCAGUUUUGGUGGUUCGGCACACCUCAAUCCUUCCGACAUGUACUAUAUUCCGUGGUAUGUGAUUGGCCAGAAAGAGGGACCAAAUGAUGGAAUGGUGAGCCUUCGAAGCUGCAAAUGGGGAAAGUACAUGGGUCACAUUGAAGGUGUAGACCACAAGGAUUUGAUAAACUGGAUGGGAGGUGUUAAUCGAAUAAAGCAGGCUGUUGGUGCAGAGGUCGACUUCAAUCCGCUUGCCUUUUACCUGAGUAUCGCAGAUAAUCUUGCCAGGAACGGCCUAUAA
Molecule: messenger RNA, 1323 nt
Organism: Brettanomyces bruxellensis
Lineage: Eukaryota; Fungi; Ascomycota; Pichiomycetes; Pichiales; Pichiaceae
Exons: 1
Coding region: 1-1323 (440 amino acids)
Molecular function (GO): triacylglycerol lipase activity
Source: RefSeq, a predicted model, not a curated record